Heterobasidion irregulare TC 32-1 is the source of this 1602-nucleotide messenger RNA. RefSeq lists its product as uncharacterized. The coding region runs from base 1 to 1602 and encodes 533 amino acids. The transcript is spliced from 7 exons. NCBI's taxonomy places the organism in Eukaryota, Fungi, Basidiomycota, Agaricomycetes, Russulales, Bondarzewiaceae. The record is from RefSeq and is a predicted model, not a curated record.
AUGCUGGAGCUGGCCUUCUUCAGCGAAUCUAUGGGUUAUGUGUCCAUCGCCUGUUGGUUAGGCGCUCAAUUCCCACAGGUUCUCGAAAACAUACGUAGACAAUCGGUCGAGGGGCUCGCCCUCCCAUUCCUCGCGAACUGGCUCCUUGGCGACUUGACGAAUUUGAUCGGAUGCAUCCUCACAAGUCAACUUCCCUUUCAGAAAUGGCUCGCGACCUACUUCUGUUUUGUCGAUUUAAUGCUGAUCAGUCAAUACUUCUAUUACCGAAAAAAUUCGCUGUCUACUCCAUCCCGGUUUAUACGUUCGCGUUCCCGCACGAUCUCGUCUAUUAGGGGCGGCCGCGUUUCUAUCGACACAGGUGCCCCACACUAUCGCACGCUCUCAAACGUAGCUGCCCAUGCGGCAGCGGCAGCGGCACUUGCAGCACAGGCUGAAGAUGCCCGUGCAGUCUCACCGAUACGCACGCGAUGGCCCCGUCAUAGCGCUGAAGCGCCUCUUGACACAGUGGAUCAUCAGACCGAUAGAGACCGGGAAGAUGAAGAUGAAGUAGACGAGGAAGCACUCGCCGCCUUGGCCGAUAGUUUUCACUCGGAAAGUGGUCGCUCUAGCAGGCUCAAACGUGUCUCCUGGAACAAAGGACCCUUUGCAUCUCUAGGAAGAAAUAGUCGACAAUCGACAAUUUCUCCGUUGCCGCCGCACCAUCUCCAAAUCACGUCGCCACUUGACGAGCUUGAGACACUUUCUCGAGGCCGACCAUUGCAACGUGCUGAAGGCGUCAGCAGUGCAGAAGAGGGCGAUGAACAGAGACGUGCUGAAGAUGAGAGUCAGCGGCGAAGGAGCUCCCGAGCGAGUAAACGGAAUGCAAGUAUUGUGUUCAUGGGUGCGUGGGCGCUAUUUGGCAUUGGCACGUUGGUGGGCACCAAGAGAGGGUUUCUCAAUGCGAGCGACGUCCGUGUAGGGCAUGUGCUGUCCGACGGAGAGGUAAGAGUGCCUGCUGCCAUGCCGUCCGUCUCCUCUGUGCCAGAUAUCGGGGCAGCGCCAUCGUUCAUGUCAUCCGUCGCCUCGCUGGAUUUUGAGAAUCCUUCUUCCUAUGAUUAUCAUGAAUAUCACCCUCCGAAGGACCAUGUCUCGUGGGAGCGUAUCACUGGUCGCAUCUCUGCCUGGAUGUGUACAACAUUGUAUCUGACCUCGCGACUGCCCCAAAUCUGGAAGAACUACGUUAGAAAGUCUGUUGAGGGUCUCUCGAUGUAUCUGUUCAUCUUUGCCUUCUUGGGAAAUUUCUUCUAUGUCCUAUCUAUAUUGUCAUCACCUAAUAUGCUCAAAUCGCCUGCCGAGGCAUCUGCAUACUUCAAGGAGAGCUUACCAUACCUCCUCGGCAGCGGAGGCACGUUGAUGUUCGAUGUUACAAUUGUUACCCAAUCGCUAUUCUAUCGCCACCGACCCCCACUGCAUCUUCGUGGGCGACGGAGUUCUGUUCGUGCUCGAAACCACAUGGAGGAGGAGGAGGAGGGUUUAUUGGGCGCAGGCGCUAGCGGUGCGGGGGACCCGACUACACCCUCGCGUCGACGGCUAGUGGAAGGGGAGCCAUCAUUAGAAAGUUGA